UUCUAUUGACCACCUCCCACGUCCCCCUUUUUUAUACACACAUCUCAUUUUCUAUUCUCAGAUUCUUCCAUUUCCUUCUUCACUCUCCACCUCUUCUAACCACACCAACAAACCUACAAGUCAAACCCCCCUCCAAACCCCCGCCGGAGAAAUGACCACCUACGGCACCAUUCCCACCUCUUCCUCCGCCGGCCCCUCCUCCAACCUCGACUACAUCACCCGCGCCAAAGAACGCAUCAAAGCCGGCCUCGGCUCCCGCCAUCCAUGGAAACUCAUGUUCGAUUUCCACGCCAUCAAGUUGCCGUCAAACUUCCACGAAGCUCUCGUCAGAAUGAAAAUUAACGUCUCUUAUUUCCGCAUGAACUACGCCAUCAUCGUCUUGUUGAUAUUGUUUUUGAGUCUCUUGUGGCACCCCAUCUCGUUGAUUGUGUUCAUCAUCAUGAUGGCUGCAUGGUUAUUUCUUUAUUUCUUGCGCGACGAGCCCCUGGUGGUUUUCGGCCGCACGAUUGAUGAUCGUGUGGUGCUGAUCGUCAUGUCGGUGCUCACUCUCGUCUUCCUGUUCUUGACUAGCGCAACGGAGAAUAUCUUGGUGGCGCUGCUUAUAGGGGUGGUGUUUGUGGUUUUGCACGCGGCGUUGAGGAAGACGGACGAUUUGUUCUUGGAUGAAGAGGCUACUGGGUUGAUGACGACGACGUCGGCGGCUUCAGCGGGAUCUUCUCCUUCGUAAUCUUUGUUCAUUGUUUAAUUUUAUUUGGUUUUUUAAAUUUAAUUUUGGGUUUUAAUUGAUGUGAGCAAUUGGAAUUUGAUUUUUAAUUUUUGUUUUUGUUUUCAAAAAGUUGUUGUGGGUUUGGUUUUGAAAGUGAACUUGGAGGAGCAGGGAACCAAUUUGGUUUGAAGGGUAGAUGGAUGAUGAUGAACAAAAUUCUUGGUAGAGUUAAUUGCUUUUAAUUUAUUUUUUAAUUUUUAGUUAAUUAUUGUUUUGCGUCAUCUUUUUCCUUCUUUUUGGGAGUAGACAGUUUCUCAAAAAUAAAGUUGAAGAGUAAAUUACAGGGUUUAAUUU
Molecule: messenger RNA, 1060 nt
Organism: Pistacia vera
Lineage: Eukaryota; Viridiplantae; Streptophyta; Magnoliopsida; Sapindales; Anacardiaceae
Product: PRA1 family protein F3-like
Exons: 1
Coding region: 152-727 (191 amino acids)
Biological process (GO): vesicle-mediated transport
Cellular component (GO): Golgi apparatus; endoplasmic reticulum
Source: RefSeq, a predicted model, not a curated record